This is a messenger RNA of Manihot esculenta (cassava), 2278 nucleotides long. Its product is annotated as ultraviolet-B receptor UVR8. Lineage: Eukaryota; Viridiplantae; Streptophyta; Magnoliopsida; Malpighiales; Euphorbiaceae. The coding region runs from base 417 to 2030 and encodes 537 amino acids. The transcript has 7 exons. The record is from RefSeq and is a predicted model, not a curated record.
UCACCUUCUCUCUCUCUUUCUCUUUCUCUUCCUCACCCUCCUUCUCUAUCAUUCACUGUUCUUCAACAGAAGAAAAAAAGAAAAUUCCCUUCCUUUUCUCAGCUUUCUCUUAUAAUUACCUUCAAAAUAGACCCAGUUUUCAAUAUUUUUCUAUUUUCUUUCACUCGUGGUUUGAGCAGAGCAAUCUUUGAUAAGAAAACUCACUUUCUGCUCUCCAAUUUGAUCCAAAUAUUAAUGUUUUGUCUAAGAAUCCUUGAAUUUCUCUUCAAUUAUUGACAGAUGCAGAUGGGUUUUGAGCAAUCACGGGCCUUUAUCAUGUGUUUGAGAAUUGAAGCUUGGUGAUUAGUGCAUUAUUUAAGCAACUUUGAUUAUAUUCUCUGCCAAAUUUGGGCACUGCACUAAUUUAAGCAGUGCCCAUGGAUGCCACAACGAGUGGAACCUCAAGUAUACAAUAUCAUAACAUAACCGACCAGCCCAUUACUGCCAUUGUUGCUGCUCCUGUGUCUACGUUUCAACGGAAUCAACGCCAUUGUUUUGGGGAGUCCACUCCUGGAGAAUUCCCUUUGGCUGCCAACCCAUCCAUUGUCCUCCAUGUGCUUACUGCUUGCAAUUUGGAUCCUCAAGAUCUUGCAAAACUAGAGGCAACAUGUUCAUUCUUUAGGCAGCCUGCAAACUUUUCCCCUGACUAUGAAUUGUCCAUUUCGGAGCUUGCGGCUCUGGAUAUGUGCCAAAAGAGAGCUAUUUUUAAGCCUAUGACUCCUGAAGAACGUCAAGAUUUGAAGCAAAGAUGUGGGGGCUCGUGGAAACUAGUUCUCAGAUUUUUACUAGCUGGAGAAGCAUGUUGCAGGAGGGAGAAGUCCCAGGCAAUAGCAGGACCUGGUCAUAGUAUUGCUGUGACAUCUAAGGGUGUAGUGUACUCCUUUGGCUCUAAUAACUCAGGACAACUUGGUCAUGGCACAACUGAAGAGGAAUGGCGACCUCGACAAAUCAGAUCCCUGCAAGGCAUUCGUAUUAUCCAAGCAGCUGCUGGACCUGGCAGGACAAUGCUAAUUAGUGAUGCUGGACAGGUGUAUGCCUUUGGAAAGGACUCCUUCGGUGAAGCUGAGUAUGGAGUUCAAGGAGCUAAAUUGGUUACAACUCCACAACUGGUUGAAUCUUUGAAAAACAUAUUUGUGGUCCAAGCUGCAAUAGGAAAUUUCUUCACUGCUGUAUUGUCCAGAGAAGGCAGGGUUUACACAUUUUCUUGGGGCAGUGAUGCCAAACUUGGUCACCAGACAGAGUCAAAUGAUGUGGAACCUCAUCCUUUGUUGGGGGCACUUGAGAAUAUACCGGUGGUACAGAUUGCAGCUGGAUACUGUUACCUUCUUGCUCUGGCUUGCCAACCUAGUGGCAUGUCAGUGUACUCUGUUGGAUGUGGCUUGGGUGGGAAGCUUGGGCAUGGAUCAAGAACCGAUGAGAAGUAUCCUCGAUUGAUUGAACAAUUUCAACUUUUGAACCUUCAGCCUACAGUGGUUGCAGCUGGUGCUUGGCAUGCUGCUGUGGUAGGGCGAGAUGGACGGGUUUGCACGUGGGGUUGGGGACGUUAUGGGUGCUUGGGUCAUGGGAAUGAAGAGUGUGAAUCAGUUCCUAAGGUUGUGGAAGCAUUAGGCAACGUCAAAGCUGUUCAUGUUGCUACGGGGGAUUACACAACCUUUGUUGUUUCUGAUGAGGGUGAUGUAUACUCAUUCGGUUGUGGGGAAUCAGCUAGUCUUGGACAUAAUGCAGCCGCAGUUGUUGCUGAUGGACAGGGAAAUAGGCAUGCUAACGUGUUGAGCCCACAAUUAGUAACAUCACUCAAAGAGGUGAAGGAGCCAGUUGUGCAGAUCAGCCUGACCAAUUCCAUAUACUGGAAUGCUCACACAUUUGCACUUACUGAAUCAGGGAAACUGUAUGCAUUUGGAGCAGGAGACAAAGGGCAGCUGGGUAUAGAACUGGUGAACAGCCAGACUGAAAGAGGGAAUCCAGAAAUGGUUGAUAUUGGUCUAAUUUAGCCAUUAAAAUUGUGUCAGCAUGAGCAUUUGGUGUCUAGAUUUCCUUGUUUAUUGUGUACAUAGAAAAAAACAGAAACAAUUGUUAAGAUUUAAAAGCUUUUAGGUAGCAAAGGCCCAACCUCAGCCUGCAUACCUGACUUGAUUUCUUAAGUAAACAAUGGUGAGUGAUUGGGCCAUGCAGUUGUUCAUAGUUCAUACAUUUGUUUAAGGUUCAUUAAUAACUUAAUUAUGAUGAUUUGGAUUCCUAA